CAUAGAUUGACGUCUGAAGCCACCAAUAAUAUUUGCUGAAAAGAAUAAUAUUUAUCUCUCACUUCUCGUUGAUGGCGACUGUUUUGUCAGAUGACCUAAAGAAGCAUUAUAACAUGGUGUGGGAAGUUAAGAGUCCUCUGAGCGGCAGCAGUACUAUGUUGGAUAUCACAGGGCCAGGGCCAGAGGCAGGUAGAGACCAGGGAUUGGACCUUCUCCAGUGUGAAGAACACCUGCUCUCCUCCCCCUUAUGCCGCACCAGUGACAGCCACAUGGAAUACGAUGACCUCCCGGAGCUGGAGGAGGUGGAGGAGGACCAGACAGCGCCCGUUGUGUUUCAGGUGGGGGCGAGGGUGUCCCAUCAGGAACGUGACGGACACACACACACUCACACUGCCGGGCCCCCGGACACACACUGGCUCACACAGCUAGCUCACAUUGCCACGGGCCCCCAGAGUCCCUUGCUACAGGGCUCCACUCAGGUUGUCAGGUCAACUCCCAUCCACAUCUUUGGCACCAGUAGUAACCUCCAUUCCUAUGCCCGGCCUCCCCACACCCGGCCUCCCCUCACCUCCAACAGCCUGCCCUCUAGAGGCCAACACAGGGAGCGCAGCAGGCGAGUCAGGGUCAGUAGUGAGUGUGAGUCUGCUGUGUCCUGUCACUCCUCUGUGUCUGAUGACGAGGACAUGGGUUGGAGCCACUCCUGGCCACCUACUACCUGGCACUGCUUCCUCAAAGGCACUCGUCUGCAGUUCCAUAAGGGUUCUAGUGUGGAGUGGCAGGAUGCUGAGGAACUGGUGUCGGACGAAGACUCAGACGAUGAGACAGAGGCUAUAUCCCACCCCCUGAAGGGCUAUGGUCGUGAGGGCCUGAGGCUGGUGUCCCACACAGAGAGCCGGGCAUUCGGCCAGUCCGUCCUCAAGCUGACCUUUGACCCAGGUGCCUGUGGGGAGUGGCUUCUGUCCGCUGAGUGUCAGCCGGACCACCCGUUCUACAUCAGAAACAAAGGCUGGUCGUCGUUCUACCCCAGUCUGACUGUGGUGCAGUAUGGGAUCCCGUGCUAUGAUGUGAUGGUGGGUGAUGUGUGUCUGCCUCCUGGACACAGAGAUGCCGUCCACACUGACGACUCCCUGGUGUUCGACACAUUCAGGAGUUAUGACUUCACUCCCCUGGACUCGUCGGCGGUGUACGUUCUGAGCAGCAUGGCCCGGCAGCGUAGAACCUCCCAGUCCGGCGGGGGCGCCGUCAGCCCCGACCAAGACACACACCGCAACGAGCCAAUUAAGAGCCAGCAGGACUCGGGAGCAGCUGGCGGGGCUUCGCCCACGAAGUGCAAGCGGCCAAUGAAUGCAUUCAUGCUAUUCGCAAAGAAGUUCAGGUUGGAGUACACCCAGAUGUACCCUGGGAAGGACAACAGAGCGAUCAGUGUGAUCCUGGGAGAGAAGUGGAAGAAGAUGCGAGGAGAGGAGAGAAGGAGGUACACCAUGGAGGCCAAGGUUCUGGCUGACGAGCAGAAGAGACUCAACCCUGACUGCUGGAAACGCAAGAGAACCAACUCAGGUUCCCAGGGGAACUAAGAGACGCAGACACACGAGAGCGGGAUGAGGCAGAUGACAGGAGAAAAGAGAGGGAGGCGAUGGAGGGGAGGACAAACUUGGAAGAGGGGUGUAUGGGGGGGAGGCAGCACACAGAAGACGUACGCGCACGCACAUACACACACACUUUAGAUACGUAUAUAGAUGUACAGAUGAAGUCUGAAGUUUACAUACACCUUAGCCAGAUACAGUUGAAGUCGGAAGUUUACAUACACUUAGGUUGGAGUCAUUAAAACUCGUUUUUCAACCACUCCACAAAUUUCUUGUCAACAAACUAUAGUUUUGGCAAGUCGGUUAGGACAUCUACUUGGUGCAUGACACAAGUAAUUGUUCCAACAAUUGUUUACAGACAGAUUAUUUUGCUUAUCAGAAUGUGUCUCCUUCCUGAGCGGUAUGCCGGGUGCGUGGUCCCAUUGUGUUUAUACUUGCAUACUAUUGUUUGUACAGAUGAACGUGGUACCUUCAGGCGUUUGGAAAUUGCUCCCAAGGAUGAACCAGACUUGUGGAGGCCUACAAUUUUGUUUCUGAGGUCUUGGCUAAUUUCUUUUGAUUUUUCCAUGACGUCAAGCAAAGAGGCACUGAGUUUGAAGGUAGGCCUUGAAAUACAUCCAAAGGUACACCUCCAAUUGACUCAAAUUAUGUCAAUUAGCCUAUCAGAAGCUUCUAAAGCCAUGACAUAAUUUUUUGAAAAUGUAACUUCUGACUCACUGGAAUUGUGAUAGUGUAUAAUAAGUGAAAUAAUCUGUCUGUAAACAAUUGUUGUAAAAAAUGACUUGUGUCAUGCACAAAGUAGAUGUCCUAACCGACUUGCCAAAACUAUAGUUUGUUAGCAAGAAAUGUGUCGAGUGUUUGAAAAACAAGUUUUAAUAACGCCAAUCUAAGUGUAUGUAAACUUCCGACUCCAACUGUAUAUAUAAUAUACUAACUGUGCUUGAACAUAAGAUAUAUUUUUAAUGUCCGACUUGCCUUAAUCUUCCAAAGCAAGAAUGUAUUCUUUUUAAAUCAUUUUGAUUAAUUUCAGGUAAUUUCAUACCUUAUAGCUUGAAAAACAUGAGCCCCUGUGUUGCUGUAGAGUAGGGAAAGGGGAGGUGAAAACUAGAUGUCUAUUUUUCAACCAGAGAUCAGUCUAGAGAACUCAAAAAUGCUUCCGAUUGUUCUUAUGCCUAUAUUUGUAUAACUUGAUAUAUUAUUGCUAUUUUAUUCUAUUAUUACUAUUUUCACUUUGCACAUUCAGAGGGGAAGGGAGGGAGGAGUGGGAUAUGUGCUUAACCUUAAUUAUUGCUGUAAUUCCAAAUGGACACCUACCCCAUAGGUACUUAAAAGGAAAACUAUACUCAAAAACAACCUUUUGGUGUUUGUUACAUUAGUUACAUUGUUGACUUUGACUUUCAAGAAGCAAAGUGUCACUUGCCACAUCAUCGUUUUUGAGUGGAUGUUUCCUUUAAAGUAGAUCUUAUCUAGUCGUCCCAUAUCUACGCUAGUGUCUAGUGGGUAGGGGUUGGUUUGGACCUGGGCCUAUCUUACCCAGGUCAAGUGCACUGGGUGUGUGACAAACGACUAGGCCAUAUAACAAAGUGUUAUAUUAUAAUGAUGUUAACAUACCUAUGGGACGGACAUGCAUACUCUCACUGCAAUUAUGCACUAUACAGUAUACACUGUAUCUUCUGUACGACGAAUAUGUGUUGUGUACAUCAAUAUGUAACGAAUAAUUCAAGUGUAGCUAUACGCAAGUAUAAUUUCGGACUCUCAGUUUCAAGAUUGUGAAAUUGAUUUGAUUUGUUUAUUUAUUUGUCUUCAUCAAUAAUGUACUGAUCCUCCUGAAACUUGUGCCCACAAUGCUCUUCUAUUAUGACAGGAAAGAUUACCGAGACCACGACAAGAGUGUGUUGUGAUAGUAAAUGACGGGGUUAAGGUUUAGAGAACAUCUUUACUCAUCCUGUUCAAAUGUACAGUGCUGUUUAUAAUAACCUUAUGACUACUGAAAAGUCCAAACGUUAUAAUGUUAAAAAAAAAUCUAAACAUAACAAAUAAGCAUUACCGAUAUUUGAACUAAAUUAUCAACACAGUAAUACCCCCCCCCCCCAAAACAGACGAAAAAAACAGUAAUAACUUUUGUAAAUGGCUAGAAAGCCAACUUCAUAGUAAAAUAUCAAAUCUAGAGGUAUAAAUACAUUUGGCCUUUUGAUAGUGGUCAAGUAUUAUUAUUUACAUAAUAUGAGAUAAUAUUACAGAAUUUCACCCUUUCCAACGGAACAUCUCUUAUUCUACAAGUUUAACACCCGUAUUUACACAAGUCAUCCACAAGAGCAAGAAGAAGCAUACAGUAGAUAGAAUGACAGAAUAUAGGAAGGACAUGUAUCACUUUUAAGUAAUUACAUACAAAUAAGACAUUUCAAAGGGAUAGAUAGUUAAAUCAAAUAACUCAAAAACUUUAACAAACUUUAAAGAAGAAAAAAAAAAGAGUACAGAACAUUUGGCAUUAGUCACAAAGACAUAGUAUCAAAAGAGUUUUAAAGUACAACAUGAAUUACAAAAGGCACAGAAUACCAGACCCCCUAGCAGCCAGUUGUAAUGUGUGGUCAUACAUGCAAAACAGUAUGUUUUAUUCGGAUAAUUGGAUGCAUAAUCUCAUGUAUUUUGUAGCUAGCUAAACCUAUUACUCACAAUUUGCUAGCUCACGUUGCAAACGACUGGUACAAAAAAAGGUCUCUCUCUCAACAUAGAGCACAGUGUAUCUCCCAGAGCGUGUGGUGCUCCUUGUAGUGUGUCUGUGUGCGAGAGGUUACAUGAGGGACUCCAGGCUCUCUGCUGCAGUGGUGGCUCCCAGAGGGACAGAACCGUUGGUCUCAGGGGACUGUAGGGCCCUCUGGUCUUCCUGGCUGUCCACCAGACUCAACACGGCCCUGUACAUGAACUGGUACUGCUCCUAGGAGCGGAGUGGUGAAAGACAGAGUCAGUACAGGAUGGGCCAGGUGCAGGGUGCAAAUUACUGCGGAGCUAGUGGGGGCUCAGUUCCCCUGAAUGAGAUGUUAGCUCCUCUGAACAAAUUAGCAUUAUUUAUUAAUUCUUCUAAUUCAUUGAUAAAUAUGUUUUACAGUGGUAUAUAUCAAAAUAAAAGCUUCCAAAUUAAACGAACACCCCCACCUCUCUGUCAUGGUUUAAACGAGUGGUGUAAAUUUCGCCGCCAUUGGACACUUGAACAGUAGAAGCGCGUUCUCUGGAAUGGUCACGCUUCACCAUCUGGCAGUCCGAUGGAUGAAUCUGGGUUUGGCCAGAAUGCAUAAUGCUAGAAUGCAUAGUGCCAACUGUAAAGUUUGGUGGAGGAUAAAUAAUGGUCUGGGGCUGUUUUUUAUGGUUUGGGCUAGGCCCCUUAGUUCCAGUGAAGAGAAAUCUUAAUGCUACUGCAUACAAUGAAAUUCUAGACGAUUCUAUCCUUCCAACUUUGGUGUCCACAUACUUUUGGUCAUGUAGUGUACGUUAAUGACAGUAGACCUAUAGUUGACUCUUUCGGUUAAAAGCUUUCAAUUUUGCAAUGGCAUAGGCCUACAAUACUUUGGAUUUGUGUGCCCAUGAGGCCCGUUUUCACGGCACAACAUACCCAUGAUAUGUUCCGAAUUACAAUUAGUUGUGGCUAGCAUUAGCAAUUGUUUAAACGCUUAAUAGUCACAAGCAACACAGUCAUAAGUGUCAUUCGUGUAAGAAAGGAAAAGGAAAUGUUUGUUUUAUGUCACAUGAUCUGUGAAGACUCCAAGCAAUAACUCAUGAAUGUUUUGAUUCAACUCAUGCAUAUUAUAUUGAACGUAGGCUACCUGUUCUGCAUGUGUUUGUGUGUGUAAAACUGCCUCGGCUGAGAGGGUAGGCUACCGGCUGUGGUGUAGGCUUAGUGGAGGAUAAAUGCAAGUUCACCCACCCUUUCAGAAAAAUCCAUUGAAAGUAUAGAGAGCGUAACACUUUUCACGACAAUUGGCAGUCAUAGUUUACUCACCUUUUAUUUCUUUUUUUCCACUACACACUGGCUACUAGUAGGACCUAUUUGAAGUUCAUAGUUAAUACACAUUAUAGCCUCGUCUUGUAAGUUGACCUUGUGCGUUAGGCUGUCCAUCCCGUUUUUUCCAGGACACUUUCAGCCUCAUUUUAGGUGUCCUGACAUUUCAGGCUACAAAAAAAGGUCAAUUUGUCAGCAGGACGCGUCGAUUAAUGUAGAACUAAUCAAUGGCAAUCGCUGAAUGUCAUUAGGAAACACUUUCUUGGUGUUUUGAAACGGAUGUCUAUUUCCAUUCAUCAAAUGGCAAGAGUAUACAUGCAGUGCACUCCAUAACUGUGUAUGGUGUGCAGUGUGUGUGUGUGUGUGUGUGUGUGUGUGUGUGUGUGUGUGUGUGUGUGUGUGUGUGUGUGUGUGUGUGUGUGUGUGUGUGUGUGUGUGUGUUUUUGUGUGUGAGCCAACUUAGUGAGCUAUGUGAGCUGUUUGCGUAAGCUGUUUGUGUAACAUGUGUGUGUGUACAUGUGUGUGCAACCUGGACUCAGGGGUAGGUGUAACAUAGUAAAUGGAAAUCCGUCAGAACCAAAUUAGUGUGAUAUGUUCCGUUUGGUAUGUAUUGAUAUGUGAUGUCCAUAUCCAUUUAUUAUGAUAUGUUAUGAAUUACAAUCGUAUGAUAUGUUACAAAUUAUAAUUUGUGUGAUAUGUUACCAAUUGCAUUUCGUACAAUAUGUUACGAAUUUGCACUACGUAUUGUUGGAUUCGGGGUAAACUUUGAACAUUGAGAUACGAAAGACAUGAUAGAUCAGAAGCAUGGUAUAUAAAGGAGUGAAAGAGACUGGUUUUUAUGAAGUUAAUGGUUCUCUGUAGAAAAACAGAGUGCAUGUGGAAUGUGCUGGGUGGACGUGAGAGAGUCACGGGAGUGCGAUGGGUGAUACGGAUGGAGAGCUUAGGGUUAGACAUCAAGAGGGUUGAGGUCAGGUCAGGUCACCUUAAGGGAGACAGAGCAGUUUAUCACUGAGUCUUCCUGUGGAACCAUAAGAUGUAAGGUUUGGAGAGAAGGAGGAGGGCCUAAAGUGGAGUAUAUAUAUACUUGUGUUGGUGGAAACAUGUUUUUGUCUGAAUACAGCUGUGCCGACCCUUUGGGAAGAAUUAAACUUGCUUUAGCUUC
Molecule: messenger RNA, 6739 nt
Organism: Salvelinus fontinalis (brook trout)
Lineage: Eukaryota; Metazoa; Chordata; Actinopteri; Salmoniformes; Salmonidae
Product: HMG box-containing protein 1-like
Exons: 11
Coding region: 72-1574 (500 amino acids)
Biological process (GO): regulation of transcription by RNA polymerase II
Cellular component (GO): nucleus
Molecular function (GO): DNA-binding transcription factor activity, RNA polymerase II-specific; protein binding; RNA binding
Source: RefSeq, a predicted model, not a curated record